GCUCAUGUUAGAGCACAUCAGGUGCCUCCCCCGAGUUCCUCGUUCUGUAAUUUCAUUUUGAUAAAUUUUCUUCAAUGAAGGAUGGCAACACCAGAAAUUGGUGUGGAAUACGAAGAUGGGAGGUGGAAUGACUCGAGUGGGGCCUACGCUGGCGAUGAGACCAGUCCUGAGAGAGCUUCAGGCUCGGAAAUGGACGAACAGCGCAAGCAACAGAUGGCCUAUCAAUAUCUGUGUCACUUGGAAGAGGCGAAAUUAUGGAUGGAGGCUUGUCUGAAGGAGGAAUUGCCGCCUACAACUGAACUGGAGGAGGCUUUCAGGAAUGGUGUGUUUUUAGCAAAACUGGGAAAUUUCUUCACUCCUGAGACGGUACCCCUGCGCAAAAUAUUUGAUAAAGAAUUCAAAGUGUUGAAUACUCGGGGACUUCACUUUCGUCACACAGAUAAUAUUAAUUACUUCAUGAACAGCUGCGGUAAAGUUGGUCUACCGAAGGUCUUCUUCCCUGAGACAACGGAUAUUUAUGACAGAAAGAACAUGCCAAAGCUAAUAUAUUGUAUCCAUGCAUUGAGUUUGUACCUGUUCAAGUUAGGAUUAGCACCACAAAUACAAGAUUUAUAUGGCAAGGCCAAAUUUACUGAGGAACAGAUCAGUGCCAUGAGGAAGGAGCUAGAAAAAUACGGAAUUCAAAUGCCAGCCUUUAGCAAGAUAGGUGGAAUUUUAGAGAGUGAGAUGCCUGUGGAUGAAGCAGCAUUGCAUGCUGCAGUGAUUGCCAUCAAUGAUGCAAUAGACCACCAAGAUGCAAAUGGCACUCUUGAGGCUCUCCGCAAUCCUAGUGCACACUUAGUUGACAUCAGUGCAGAUAAUGCAGAAGGGUACCAGGAGGCCCUUUACCAAGCUAAGUCUAGUAAGGCUGCCCAAGCUCUAGCAAAGUCACCAAGUAGUGAGGGAAUGGAUGUAUAUGACACACUCCUAACCCAGGCUGAAAUUCAAGGAAACAUUAGUCAGGUUAAUGAUGUGAUCAGAAGAAAGAAGGCAGAGGAAGCAUUGAUUCAGGCUGUCAGAGAAGUUAACCAAGCUGUCAACAAUAAUGAUGAAGAGGCUUUGAUAAUUGCUUUAUCCAACAAAGCAGCUAAGUUGACAGGUUUGACCAAAGAAAAUGGGUCAUGGUACAUGAAGUUGUUAAAGGAGAAAAGAAAUCUAAAACAAAAGCAAACUGGUCUCACUGAUGUUGAUCUCACCCAAACAGAAAUCCAGGAAGCAGUCAAUGCAGCUAAUGAACUAGCUGAACAGCACAGACAAAUGGAGGAUAUUGUACACUGUAUAAACAAGUCAUUAGAUAUGGGUACAGUAGAAGAAACUCACACCCUGAUACAAAAACCUGAAGGGAUGUUUCCAAAAGUUCUGACAAGGAGUGCCUUUCUGUAUCAUGAUGGACUUCUUAAAGCUAAGCAACAAGCAAUGCAAGAAAGUGAUGAAACUUGUCUUUCACAUCAGGCUGUAUGUGAUCAGUUGUCAGUUUUGACAGCUGUAGCAGCCAUAAAUGAAGCCAUUGAGAAUGAAAAUUCCACGCAGUUAAUUGAAAAAAUGAACCAUGCUAAUGCUGGUUUGACAUCAGUAGAUGAGAGUCUUUGUAACAGAUACUUAAGUCACUUGAUCUCUGUCAAGGAGGAGAAAGCACAGGACUGUGGAGUCGGCAAGGACGAUCUAACAAAGCUCGAAAUCCAGAUUUGUGUGGACUAUAUGAACACUGUUGUUCAAGAAGAGCAUGACCUGAUAUCUGCCAUAGCAGUCAUCAAUGAGGCAAUUGAUAAGGAAGAUCACCAAAGUACUCUACAGGCCUUGCAGGCUGAUGCUGCCAAACUUUCAGGUAUUGACCCUGACAACAGCCAACUGUAUCAGAAGCUUCUCCACUCCCAGAAGAUGGCUAAAGCAGCGAAAGCUGAUGAAGACACAGCUGAACUGUGGCAUGAUGAGAUCCAGAGAAGCUUGGACAGUGCCAAUCGUUACUCUGAUGAGGCUCAACAUUUGGCUAAGGGUGUAACUGCAAUCAACCAAGCAAUUGGUGCACAAGAUGAGAGGCUUCUGAUAGCAGCUCUUACCUACCCAAGAGCAAACAUAUAUGGUGUCACAUCACAGUGUAUUCAGCAGUAUUUUGGUAACUCUCAAUUGUUCUUUAUCUGUUUAAUUGUAGGCAGUGACUCUGCAUGGCUGGAGCAGAAGACAUCUCAGGGUCAUUUGUAUUACUACAAUACUGAGAAUAGUGAAAGUUGUUGGGAGAAACCUGUUGACAUGAUCACUAACUCUGCUGUGCUAACCAGAGAGGAAAUUCAGGGUGUGAUAUCACGAGUGACAAUCCAAUAUGACCGUUGGGUCCACAUGGAGUCAAAUGAACCCUUGAUUAUCAAGCUGCAAUCGAACUGGAAAGGAUACCUGGCCAGAAAGGCUUACAAAGAAAGGCAGACAUUCAUAAAGGAACAUCUACCAGCAAUCAUUAAAAUACAGGCAUUUGUAAGGGGAUUUAUUCAAAAAUUGAAAUACAAAAGGAGGCUCAAUGAACUGCACAGUCAUCCUGAGGAAGUUGUAAAGAUUCAAUCUUGGGUGAGUAUGUCACUUGCCAGAAAGAAAUAUCAAGAAAGAAGAAAAUACUUCAAGGACCAUAAUUCUGCCAUAGUGAAAAUCCAGGCUUGGUUGAGAGCUAAUGUGGCCCAAAAUGACUACAGAAAACUCAUCUCCAUGCAAGAUCCGCCAGUUAAGACUGUAAGAAAAUUCCUUCAUCUUUUGGAAAACAGCGAUGCCGACUUUGAAGAGGAGCUAAAUCUUCAGAAGCUAAGGGCCCAAGUUGUGACAGAGAUCAGAUCAAACCAACAGCUUGAAAAUGACUUAGGUCUAAUGGACAUCAAGAUAGGACUUCUUGUUAGAAACAGAAUCACUUUGCAGGACGUAAUACACUAUGGAAAGAACUUAAAACGGGAAAAACAAGACAUGAGUACCGCGAUGCAGAGAACAAAGGGUAUCAAGUCACUGAGUAAAGAAAGCCAUGAAAAACUAGAAGCUUACCAGAACUUGUUUUACUUGCUUCAGACUAAUCCAGUUUACCUGGCCAAGCUGAUUUUUGCAAUGCCGCAGAGUAGAUUUACUAAAUUCAUGGAGUCUGUGACAUUGACAUUAUACAACUAUGCCUCUAAUCCGAGAGAGGAGUACCUGCUUGUGAAAUUAUUUGACACAGCGCUUAAAGAGGAGAUCGCCUCAAAAGUUGAUCAAAUGCAGGACAUCGUAACAGGAAACCCAGCGGUCAUUAGGAUGUUGGUUCAUUUUAACCGAGGUACGAGAGGUCAAAGUUCACUGCGAGAGCUGCUACAGCCAUUGGUUGAGGGUGUCCUAAAUGACAAGAACUUGUCAAUCAACACAAACCCACUUGAAGUGUACAAGGCUUGGAUUAAUCAAAUGGAAUCAGAAACGGGAACUGCAAGUAAGCUCCCAUAUGAUGUGGAACCGGAACAAGCGCUGAAACAUCCUGAAGUACGAGAAAGAAUAGAGGCUGCCAUGAAGAGCCUCACAGUAGUUACGGAUACAUUUUUAAACUCCAUUGUACAAUCUGGCGAUAAAAUACCGUAUGGUAUGCGAUAUGUAGCAAUGUCUUUGAGAGUAGCUCUCGCUGAAAAAUUUCCAGACGCACCAGAAUCAGAGAUAUUAAAAGUUGUUGGUAACUUGAUUUACUACAGAUAUAUGAACCCUGAAAUCGUAGCCCCAGAUGCUUUUGAUAUCGUAUCAGUGGGCGUGGACAAAUGUUUGACGGCUGAUCAGGUGAAACUUCACCUGAAGACGGAGAACAAGAGACGUCACAUCAUUCAAAGACGGAGAUUUCCUUAACGCUGACCAAUAAGUUUGAGGUCCCUGAUGAUGAUGACUCUGACAUGAGAGCGCUGUUUGUUAGAACCAAGAGAAUGAUCGUAGAUGUUCUGAAAAUCCAAGCUGGAGAUAACUUGACCGAGAUUCUAGAGACUCCCGCCUCUGAUGAGCAAGAAGAGGAGCACACGAGAUCGAUGAAACUUCGAGAAUUGAACGAGGAGAACAAAAGCAAGUCCCAUGGCAAUAUGGCCAAGUCUACCUCAGCUUAUGGAGAUAACAAACUUCCACUUGAAGGACUGAAAAGGAAAAUAAUAAGAAAUCUACGGAUGCUUGAGAGUCAAGGAGUCGUCACCAUCAAGAAUGAUUAUCAAGAUAUCAUAAACGCCAUCGCCAAGGACAUCAGAAACCAGAGGCGAUACCGUCAAAGACGGAGACAAGAAAAAAAGAAACUGGGACAGACUUUGGAAAGCUUGCAUAACAAAUCACAGUUUUACGAAGAACAGAUCGAUUAUUACAACCAGUACAUCAGAGUGUGUUUAGAUAACCUGUCCAAAAAGGGAAAGAAACCACGAGCCAAGCAGCAGAAGGGAAAGGAAGACGUGUACCGAGGUGAAAUCAAGUACACUGCACAGAGAUUGUAUGAGAAGGGAGUUAUUUUGGAGAUUGAGGGACUGCCGCCGUCACAGUUCAAGAAUGUCAUGUUUGACAUUAAAUCAGCGGAUGAAGUUGGAGUGUUUGAAGUGUCAGCCAAAUUCAUGGGAGUAGCCAUGGAGAAAGUUGAGCUUGUCUUUCAGGACUUACUUCAACUUCAGUACGAGGGUGUAGCAGUAAUGAAGAUGUUCGGACGAGCAAAAAUAAACGUCAACCUACUCAUCUUCCUGUUGAACAAGAAAUUUUACGGCAAAUAGAUAGUUAUUAGAGAAUACAAUUGCUUAGGGAAUCAAAUAAGAAGCACAGUGGGGACACGCAUUAAAUGGGCCCUGAAUGGCACGUCAUACAUACGGGUAUUUGGAAUUUAUGCAUGACGACGAUAGGAAAGGAUGGACACUAAAGAAAUGCUUUGCUGCUGACGAAUUGUCAUAGAUAUUGCAUCUUAGUAAUACGAACUGAUCAGGUGUAGCUAAAUAUCAACUGCACGGAUUCCUGCGGAGCGACUCAUCCACAUAAAUUCUCAUUGAUUUGUUUUUUAAGGCAGAUCGACCUUCCAGAACAAAAUAUUAACUGAUGUCAGUUUUCUCAGUUGUAGAAAGUGCAAGCGCUCACGGGUAAUUUUCGCUUUAACUUUGCCUUUGGUUUAACCCCAUCAUUACAUCGAAACUACCAACAAAACAGCACAUCAUCAAAGUAUGAGAAGCAGGUAAAGUGAUUCUAGUUCUAGAUUGUCCUGACUGUGCCUUGAAAAAACAGACCUUGAAUCUACUACAGAGUAGAGGGCAGUUUUAUUAGUUUCUUUUUGUGUUAUGCAACUGAUGUUGAAUUCGCAGCAGUGGAUAAAUUUGCACUGUUUGGAGCUUACAGCAAAGGAUUAUGUCCCGUACCGUGUUACUAAGGAAUGGGAAACGGCAGUUGAAAUUAUAUAUGGACACAUUUCUUGGUGAUGGCGGAAUUUUAGUAUGCAGGUUAGGUAUAUGUUGAAUUAAAGUGAAUCAUGGUGCA
Molecule: messenger RNA, 5502 nt
Organism: Stylophora pistillata
Lineage: Eukaryota; Metazoa; Cnidaria; Anthozoa; Scleractinia; Pocilloporidae
Product: ras GTPase-activating-like protein IQGAP1
Biological process (GO): regulation of GTPase activity; mitotic actomyosin contractile ring assembly actin filament organization
Cellular component (GO): cell cortex
Molecular function (GO): actin filament binding; GTPase activator activity; calmodulin binding
Source: RefSeq, a predicted model, not a curated record